UGCAUCAGGUGAAGCUGUUUGAGCCUCCGAACAAGCCCGACAGUAAACUCUGAACAGUUUUUGCCUCAGGAUGACUUCCUGCAUUUUUGCCCUCCUCUUCUUCACCUCCCUGUUUUCCUCCAUCGCUGCCAUCGAGCCGGCCGAUUUCAAACUGCGACUCACCGACAGAUCACUGAACAUGUUGAGGGAUCAAGCUGUGGCCAUUCUCCAGGAGCUGGUUAACAGACCUUUUGAGAGCUUUCAGCGCAGUAUCUGCACAAUCCAGCAGUUCACGUUCACUCAGCUGGUUGUCAAUCAAGCUGAUCUACGUUUCCGGGAAAACUCCGGUUUCCAGCUUGUGAUCCAGAACUUAGUCGUCACCGCCACCUUUGACCGACAGCUCGACCUGCAUAUUAUUCAGGACAGAGGAUCAUCUGUUUUUGAAGCUGGAGGUGUGAACGUCAACAUCGAAGUCAGUCUGAUCCGAACUGAACAAGGACAUCUGAGGGUGGCGAUACCAGACUGCCAGGCCUCUGCUGACAAAAUGCAACUGCUGUCCACUGGCACACUCAGCCUCGUGUGGAACAUAGUUCAGCCAUGUCUGCGCCACUUCUUCGGAGUUCUGUUCUGUCCUGCUGUGAACAGGUUUGGCCUGCCCAGAGUCAACCAGAUGCUGGACACCAUUCCCAUGAGUGCAGAGGUGUUCCCGGGCCUUGGUAUCAACCUCCUCUACUCUGUGACCAGAGAUGUCCAAGUGACAGCCACCACCCUCGAUCUGUCAUUCAAAGGUCUAGUGUACCAACAAGGUGAGGACAUUGCUGCAGUAAACACUGGUGUGGAUCCAGUCUUUAGUGAAACCAACCUGAUGGCCUACGUGGGUGUUUCUGAGUUUUUCCUCAACAAGAUCGCCACAUCCCUCUACAAUGCUGGGGCCUUGAAGAAGAAAUAUGAAGGGGUACCCUCAAGGUUUGCGAGGUCCGCUGUAAGAUUUCUGCAGUUUUUCAGGCAACCGUGGCAUCUGUUCAAUAAUCUGGCCACUGAAGUGGGACUCACUGAGUUGCCUGUCCUAACAAUCACUCAGCAUGAUGGACUGACCAUCAGGGUGAGAGUCAGAGUCCGAGCAGUGUCGACACCCGCCGCCAGGGAACCAAGCGUCAUCACCUCUGUGUCUGCGGUAACACACACACACACACACACUCUGCCCAAAAGCUUCAGUAUAAAUACUCGAUUAAGACUGCGGCCACACCACCAUUAGAAUCACUGUUUAUUUCAUCUUGA
Monopterus albus (swamp eel) is the source of this 1257-nucleotide messenger RNA. Its product is annotated as phospholipid transfer protein-like. Gene Ontology annotation, biological process: high-density lipoprotein particle remodeling; phospholipid transport; ceramide transport. The transcript is spliced from 10 exons. Gene Ontology annotation, molecular function: ceramide transfer activity; lipid binding; phosphatidic acid transfer activity. The record is from RefSeq and is a predicted model, not a curated record. Lineage: Eukaryota; Metazoa; Chordata; Actinopteri; Synbranchiformes; Synbranchidae. The coding region runs from base 71 to 1234 and encodes 387 amino acids.